Molecule: messenger RNA, 4679 nt
Organism: Papaver somniferum (opium poppy)
Lineage: Eukaryota; Viridiplantae; Streptophyta; Magnoliopsida; Ranunculales; Papaveraceae
Product: zinc finger MYM-type protein 1-like
Exons: 5
Coding region: 518-2026 (502 amino acids)
Source: RefSeq, a predicted model, not a curated record
AAAAAGAGUUCACGGGAAAAAAAACAAAAAGUCAUUAUUCUCUGUGUUUAUGUGAGCAGCGGGAGAAAGACUGAAAGAGGGAGAUUGGAAAAACCGUAAAGCCAAAACCCUAGGCUAGUGUUAUUGGCUCAAGUUUUAGAACUGGUUCAAUCUUCAAUUUUGGUAACACCCAACACGUGUAAUAGUGUUGGCCUACGGCUACAACUCAAAGUCAUUCUUGGUAGAGCUUGAAGGAAGCCUUUUCUCUAAAACUUCUGUUACAGGUUGAUGAUAUAUGAUGCCGAAUAAUCGUAAACCAAGCAAAUGAGGAAGAUUAGAAGCAUAUUACAACCCUAUUCCCAGAGUAGAUAGAUCAGAAAGUGUUGCUCUUGCUCCAAAUAUUGAACUCAAUGAAGUAGUUAUUGAUGCAGUUGAACCCGAAGAAUUGCACACCCAAAGAACUGGAAUAGAAGAAGACAGACCUGAAGUGAUGAAUGUUACUCCAUUAGAACGUGAUCCGGGGUUAUGAAUUCCAGUAAUGCAACAUCCUGUUAACAAGCGUGAUGAAGUUCGGCGAGCAUAUUUAUUGUUGGGACCUUAUCAGCCGAGAUUAAAAUAUCCCCGCUCUAAAUUCGGAAAGCAAUACCGUGGUUUUAAUUUUAGUUGGUUCGCACAACAUCCUUGGUUGGAGUAUUCACCUUCUAAAGAUGCUGCAUAUUGUUUUCAGUGUUUUCUUUUUGAAUCAGAUCCUCCAAAACACUCAGCAUUCACUAGUGAAGGUUUCAAAAGAUGGUGUUCUGUUAAUAAUGGAUCAGCAUGUGCAUUUCUAAAACACUCUGGAAAUGUUGAUUCUGGACACUCUACUGCCCAAGGAAAUUCUGAAGCUUUGAAGAAUUCAGCUCAGCGAAUAAGUCUUUUGGUAGAGAAACAAUCAAUAGAGGCUGUAACGAGACAUAGGUUGCGUCUCAAGACAACAAUUGACUGUUUAAGAUGGCUUGCGCGUCAACAAUGUGAUUUCAGAGGUCACGAUGAGUCAAAAGGUUCAAGGAAUCGUGGGAAUUUUAUUGAAUUGAUCAAGUAUUCAGCAUCACUUAAUAAAGAUGUGAAUGCAGUCGUCUUGGAGAAUGCCACUGGAAAUGCCACUUAUACUUCACCCAAGAUUCAGAAAGAGAUCUUAAAUAUUAUAUCUAACAGAGUUAGAAGCAAGAUUCGCGAGGAAAUUGGAAAUGCCAAAUAUUGUAUCCUUGUUGAUGAGUCGCGGGACGCUUCCAAGAAAGAGCAAAUGGUGAUUGUUUUAAGGUAUGUGGAUAUUGAUGGUUAUGUUCAAGAAAGGUUUUUUGAUAUUCAACAUGUUGAAAAUACUUGUGCUUUAACUCUGAAAAAUGGAAUAACAAAAAUUCUUAAUUAUUAUGAUCUUCAAGUUGAAAACAUGCGAGGGCAGGGGUAUGAUGGCGCAAGUAAUAUGCGUGGUCAGUGGAAUGGCUUACAAGCCUUGUUUCGUGAGGAAUGUAAAUAUGCAUAUUAUGUUCAUUGUUUUUCACAUCGCCUUCAGCUAGCACUUGUGAAAACAGCUGAAACUUUGGGUCCAGUUUGGAAAUUUUAUUCUAUGUUAUCAUCAAUUGUCAAUCUUGUUACAUCUUCUUCACAUCGAUUUGGUGAUUUUCAGUCUGCUCAAGAAGAUGAGAUUGCCAAAAGGUUAUCUAGUGGUGAACUUGAGACAGGGAAAGGGGCAAACCAAAUAGGUACUUUGCCACGUGCUACUGAUACCCGUUGGAGUUCCCAUUAUGGUUCCGUAUGCAGUUUGAUAGAUAAGUUCGAAGCAACCUGCACAACUAUCGACCAUAUUGGCGCAAGUGAUCCGAAAGUGACUCCUAAAGUUGGUGAAGCACAAAGUAUUUCUGAAGAAAUGAGGUCAUUCAGGUUUGUCUUUGUCUUGCAUUUGAUGUUUAAAAUUAUGGGUAUUACUGAAAUAUUAUGCCAAGGUCUUCAAAAGAAAAAACAAGACAUAGUAAAUGCAAUGGCUCUAGUCUCAAACACAAAAGUCUGACUUAGAGAAUUAAAAGAAGAGAGAUGGGAAAAUUUUAUUACAACUGUUACUGAAUUUUGUGUUGCACAUGGUGUUGAAACACCUAAUAUGGACGCUCGCUAUAUGAUGGGUACAGGCCGUUCUUGUCAGCAACGUGAUAAUAUCACAGUAGAUCACCAUUAUCGUGUUGAUAUAUUUACUGCUACAAUUGAUUUUCAGUUGUCAGAGUUAGAUCAUAGGUUUCCAGAGGACACAAUGGAACUACUCAUUCUUAGCUCAUGUUUGGAUCCUCGGGAUUCUUUUAAGUCAUUCGAUGUUGACAGUCUUUGUAAUCUUGCUGAGAAGUUUUAUCCUCUAGAUUUCAGUCCGCAAGAGGUACACAUUUUGAGAAAUGAGUUACAACAUUAUGGUCAUGAUGUAGUUAACAAUUUGCAAUUUCAGAACUUAUCAACUAUUUCCGAGUUAUGUCGGCAACUAGUAGUAACCAAGAAGGCAGAAGCUUACCCUAUGAUUGACAAAUUGAUUCGUAUUGUGCUUACUCUCCCUGUUUCCACGGCAUCUGCAGAAAGAUUUUUCUCAAUAAUGAAAUUGGUCAAAUCAGCUACUCGUAACAAAAUGCAACAAGAUUUUCUUAGGGAUUGCAUGAUGCUCUACAUUGAACAAGACAUUGCAGGAGCUAUCCAUACUGAUUCAAUCAUAGAUGAAUUUGACGAUUUAUACAAUCGUAGGGUACAACUUAAGUGCUAGCCAUGGGUUGAUGAUAUUCACUCUUUGGUAAAAUAUAAAUGCUAAUAGUUCAUACGCAAUGACAAGGCUAAGCAUUUUAAUCAGGUAAAUCGUUUGAAUAUCGUGUAUGUUGAUUAUGCAAUUAUUAUAAUUCAUUUGCUAGUCGUGUUGUCUUGAUUGAAUUGUUUCACAGGAGGCAAGAAAACAACCAGAACUACGUUAAGGAGCCGCUGCGCCAGGUCAGGUGGAAGCAAGACUCAAUUGCUCGAAAAUAGAAGGUUCUUGCACUUUCCAAUCUCAGCAGGCACUGGCCCCGAUAGAUAGUUGCUUGAUAAGCUUAACUUUUCCAGGCUAGUGUUGAAAGAAGCACAAAACCCAGAUGGGAGAUUACCCGUAAAAUUAUUAGCACUAAGAUCAAGAACUUGGAGCUGAGUACAGCUUCUUAAUGACAGAGGUACACAUCCAGUUAAGUGGUUAUAAGAUAAAUUGAGAACUUUUAAAUUACCACAGACCCCAAACUUGACAUUUGAGAAUCUCCCACUGAAGCUAUUGUAUGAAAGAUACAAGAACUUAAAGUGACUACAGUAAGGAAGAAAGGACUGAGAACUGAUAGGCAAGUCGACGGUUAGAAGAUAAAUCGAUUGUUUCAAAAGUACAAGGAAGAGUUCUGUUUUGGGAGAGAUUCCCAUAAAAGUAGUUACCUCCCAAGUAAAGAUGUUUGAGAUUUUCUAAAGAUUUGAUGUAACUUGGCCAUUGGCAGAGCAGAUAAUUCCAUUCCAAGCACAAGGAGUUGAUGAUAAUGAAUUAGUAAUGGUCCAGUUAGCUAAAUAACCACUGGGGUCUUGCUCAAUUGAAGAAUGCUUAAAUCUCAUUAAACUGCUCACCACAUUAUUUUUCUGAGACUGUUGCAGAGAAGGUGAUGCUGAUUCAUUGAACAUUAAUGGAAGAAGGAUGCAGCAUAACAGGAAGACUUCCAUGUUGCUUUUUCUCAUCUCUCUCUGUGUAUCUCCAUGAGACAUGUUCUAAGAUACAUUAUUUUUCUAUUUGUAAACCACUCUAGUCUCUAUUGUCAAUUUAAUGAUGCCUACACCGACCAACCAACCAAGAAUAGCCAAGAAAGUCAUUUACUCCUUUUCUUUUCUUUGAUUAAAAUAUAAUCACGUGAACUAUAUGGAAAUUGAUAUGGACCAUAUGGUCAAAAUGAUACGCAAGAACUCAUAUGGAAUUAUCCUGUUUCAUGGGCUACGCGAAUAAGAAGAAAAGAAAAAGAAAGAAACAAAAAAAACAUUUAAUUCUUCAGACAGCACCUGUCCACCAAAGUUAUUUCUUUGUAGCUCCCAAAUGAGGCUCUUGCAUUUCCCUAGCUCGGGCUUGUUAGUUGUUACCUAAUUGGAGAAUAAUGAGCUUCUGGAGGUUUUUAAUGGCAACUGGGAUUUUCCCAGUGAUUCCAUAUCUAGAGAGUGAAAGAAAGGGCAGAUGUUUUGCAAUUAGCAACAGAAGAAGGAAUAGUUCUGUAGAUAAAAUUGUCGUUCAGAAUUAAAGUUUCCAAAUAUUUCCAUUUUCACAGAUGUUGUCAAGGAUAUCCCCAGAGAGAUUGUUAGCCCAAAUAACCAAAUCUGUGAGAUUAGGAAGUGCCCAUAUUUCAGCAGGAAUUGAACCAUUUAGGUAAUCGUGGCUAAGAUCAGUUGCCUUCAAAUUCUUACAGUUUCCAAGCCCGGAAGGUACUGGCCCUGAUCAGCCGCCUGCCAAGCUUAGUUUUCCCAGGGUAGAAUUGAGGGCUGAUCAGAAUCCAAAAGGGAUGUUACCAGUAAACCAGUUCGAAUUGAGAUCAAGAACUUGAAUCUGGAUACAACUGGUUAAUAACAUAGGAUCUAAUCCAGUUAUGUUGUUAAAAGAUAGAUCAAGUGAUGUUAGAUUUCCACAACCCCCAGAAUUGAGUUCUGACAAU